Molecule: messenger RNA, 411 nt
Organism: Pleurotus ostreatus (oyster mushroom)
Lineage: Eukaryota; Fungi; Basidiomycota; Agaricomycetes; Agaricales; Pleurotaceae
Gene: URM1
Product: Ubiquitin- modifier 1
Exons: 2
Coding region: 1-411 (136 amino acids)
Biological process (GO): tRNA thio-modification; protein urmylation
Cellular component (GO): cytoplasm; nucleus
Molecular function (GO): protein tag activity
Source: RefSeq, a predicted model, not a curated record
AUGGCAUCGUCCGUCUCGCUCAAAAUUGAGUUCGGCGGCGGACUAGAGCUGCUCUUCGCGAACCAAAGCUCCCAUAAACUUACGCUCCCGAAAUUCGUUCCUAUCUCUAACUCGACAUCCCUCUCAUCUCUCUCUUCAUCUAAUCUCAAAGACACCGAUACCGAAUCAGCGACGAGCGACGACGCCGCGAUCCCUGAUGGAUUGAAACGCGUAGAUGUUACGUACCUGCUACAUCACCUGCGGGAUCAUCUGCUGAAGGAGCGACCGGAACUGUUCAUGGAUAAGGAGACUGUGCGACCGGGGAUUUUAGUGUUGAUAAACGACACGGAUUGGGAGCUAGAAGGUGAGGGGGAGUACGAACUCAAAUCAGGAGAUGAACUUGUAUUUAUUUCAACCCUACAUGGCGGGUGA